Molecule: messenger RNA, 1164 nt
Organism: Syngnathus acus (greater pipefish)
Lineage: Eukaryota; Metazoa; Chordata; Actinopteri; Syngnathiformes; Syngnathidae
Gene: s100s
Product: S100 calcium binding protein S
Exons: 4
Coding region: 410-742 (110 amino acids)
Molecular function (GO): calcium ion binding
Source: RefSeq, a predicted model, not a curated record
AAUUUAGUUCAAGCAAGUUGUUGGGCAGCCGAAGGGGUCUGUUUUUGUUUUUUUGAUUUAGAAAGGCACGUUUUUAGGCAGUCGACGGGGUCCUUUGUUAAUUUAAUUUAGGUCAGGCAUGUUGUUGGGCAGCCGAAGGGGUCUUUUGCCAUUCGUCAACAUGAAUUUUCACACGCACGCAAGUUUUUAUUUUUAUUAAAAGAGAAACAAUACGCAGAUGACAUCAGGCGAAUUGAAAGAAGAGGAAGGCCGAGAUGGGACAGGUCGGGUGAAGGACGUUUGGGGGUGAGGAGGAGGAGCGGUGGGGGGUGAUGGGGUGAUAUUUAAGCCACUGUCCCUCUCUGUCCUCAUCGUCUCCGCCUUGGCUCCCUCUGCACCUCGUCAAGAAACUCUGAGGUCCUCCGCCAGCAUGUCCAAGGAGCCCUCUUCCAACCUGGAAAGCGCCAUGCAGAUGCUUAUCAAAACCUUCCACAAGUACUCGGGCAAGGAGGGCGACAAGUACACACUGAGCCGGGGUGAACUCAAGGAGCUUUUGCUGGAAGAGCUGGGAAGCUACUUAGGGAACUCCAAAGACAACGAGGCAGUGGAGAAAGUCAUGAACGACCUGGACGCCAACAACGACGGCGAGGUGGACUUCACCGAGUUCAUCAUCCUGAUGGGCGCCCUCACCGUGGCCUGCAACGACUUCUUCUUGGAGUUCAAGUCGGACGACAAGCCUAAAGGCUGCGAGUCGGCCGAGUAGGAGGAAAGAGGAGGGGGAGGGGGAGCAGUGGGUGGAAUAGGUUGUAAAUCACAGAUGAGGAACAUUUUCUGGGGCCUUACGCAAUCUUUAACCAACACCGUGCAUUUCUUCAUAAAACAGCACGUAGCAUCAGACAUACGUCACUGUAUGUACAAUUUGCCCAGAGUCUUUACUUGGCUGCACUUUGCCCUCAGUCUUCCCCCAUCAGCUUUUAUAAAAUCUUUCUUGUGCUGUAAAGACAAGAAACUUUUUGCACGGGACUAGAAUGUCAACCUAAGAUUGAAUCGUGGCAGAUUAUAUUAUUGUGUUGAGCACUGGAAUCUUCCCCACCCCCUUCUUGUGUCUUUUUUGUAAUCUUUUUUUUUUUUUUUGGUAAUGACUCAUGCAUUCUUUCCAAUUAUUAAAUGUGAUAUUUAACCCAA